AUUAUUUGAAACGAACAGGUAAAAAGAACCCGUUCGCGCCACGGAAAAGAGUCGGAUUGCCAAACACUGAACGAGCAUAGCAAGCGACAGAUAUGGUGAAAAGGUGCGUUUUGGGCUGUUAUCCGCACAAAGCCUUGUUCCCUUUUCCCAAGCUACCGUGGUUGCGAGCCCGCUGGCUCGAAUUUUUGCAUUUUGAGGAAGGAGGAAUAUCGGAGGGCUCGCGUUUGUGUGCGAAGCAUUUUGCCCGAGAAUGCUUCACAAAUUUACAGCAGUAUGAAAUGGGCUUCGCUGACUUAAUUAGUUUGAUAGACAUGGCUGUCCCGACAAUAUACACCGUUGGUCCGGCACCGAGUGUGAAGCCAAUGACACGAGAGGUAGGCUGCCAAUGUAAUGCUCCGGUUCUGAAGAGUGUGGCGGUCCAAGCAGUACGCACACAAAAAAAGCCAAAACGGAGAAGUAAAGCCAUUCAAGUGAGACCUCUUGUGAGUCAUUGUGUGUCCUGCUCCGAUGAGGAUUUUCCCGUCAAAUCUGAAUCUUCAUCUUCAUUUACAUUAACACCAAUUAAAAGGCCACGCAUGGAGGAUUCCUCAGAGGGGUCACCAUACAGCUCAGAAGAACCAACAGAUGACACCCACAUGCCUAAUAUAAUUAAAGAAGAUGACAUAAAGCUUGAGCCCUGUGAGUCUUCGUACAUCGUCGUCACGAUCUGAAUCCUCCAUUUCAUCAUCUGCAGAGAACAGAAUCUGACCAGCACAGAAGGAAGAGGGCAAAGAGAAAGACUGUGUUUAACUAAUCUUUUUUGUUUUGUUUUAAACAAACAGGUGAUACGGACACUCCUAAAAAGUGGAAUACACCUCGCAAACUUAAAUAAGUAGGUAACAUUCUCCAUUACAUUCUGACUGAGCUGCUCAUCCCAUCCCUUUAGAUGGACUAUAAUCACUUGACUAAACCAUCUGACAGAUGUCAACAAAUUAAUAUUUGACACAGAUAUAGUGGUUGGAUGGAAAUGCUACACUCGAGAUUACCGUUCUCUUUGUCAAGUUCCCUGCUCAAAUGACUUGCCUGGUCUCAAAUCUAGCACUGCUAACACAACCAAGCAGUAAGAUGAAAGGAAAUACAUGUAUUCAGGAGAUGUUAUUGGGUCAAACAUCAUCGAAAUACAGAAAUAUUAGUAGCAUGUUAGAAAACCACAUACACUGUGUUAUAUUCAUCCUUAAAAAAAAACUGUCUUCCACUGAAAAUCAAAUGUACCCAGAGUUCAUUACUGGAUGUUUUGUUAACUAGAACCAUCUGUGCAGCCCUUUCUUAAAGACACACGUGCUUCUUGAGAUUGUAAACUCUCUGUGACUUAUCAUGGUUACACAUACUUCAGGUCUGAAGCAUUGGGAAAGGAACGGUCAUGCACAUGUGCACAAUGGUCAUGCAGAUGUACUAGGGGGAAAAAAAGAGGAUGUCCCAUCUAGGACUUGGGUAGAGGGAUGAUUUUGAAUAUAACACUGUAGGUCAAGGGAAAGCCCAAAAUAUGAAUUCUGUCAUGUUUAAUGGAUGUUUAAGGAGCAGCAAAAGUGUCUUGCCAAAGCAAGUCUACGUCUAGAUUCAGAUCUCCAAUGUUUAGACUUUGUUGAUUGUUUUGAUAGUGUUUUAUACAUUCCAUAAACUAUUAAAUGUUAUGUCAUCGGUUAUG
Messenger RNA from Sinocyclocheilus rhinocerous, 1684 nucleotides. RefSeq lists its product as uncharacterized. Gene Ontology annotation, cellular component: nucleus. The record is from RefSeq and is a predicted model, not a curated record. The transcript is spliced from 4 exons. Lineage: Eukaryota; Metazoa; Chordata; Actinopteri; Cypriniformes; Cyprinidae. Gene Ontology annotation, biological process: regulation of transcription by RNA polymerase II. Gene Ontology annotation, molecular function: DNA-binding transcription factor activity; RNA polymerase II cis-regulatory region sequence-specific DNA binding. Bases 93 to 710 code for a protein of 205 amino acids.